Elaeis guineensis (African oil palm) is the source of this 798-nucleotide messenger RNA. The record is from RefSeq and is a predicted model, not a curated record. Lineage: Eukaryota; Viridiplantae; Streptophyta; Magnoliopsida; Arecales; Arecaceae.
UGAAAUCAAGGCCAUUAAUGGUUAUCCUCGCGCUAUCACGGUCGUUCAUUAAUUUUUCUCAUGCGGAGGCGCGACUGGCAUCCACGGCUAUGGCGAUGUCGGUGGCGAGGAACGGGCUGCGAGCGCUUCUCCGCGGCGGGGUGAGGCGGAGCGACGCCGUUGCCGGCAAGAGGAGCUUCUCCGCCUCUGCCCACCAGGAUGACGUCGUUGAGAUGGAGAAAUGGGAGAAGAUAACGUAUGUCGGAAUCAUCACCUAUACCGUCCUCUCGAUCUAUAACCUCUCCAGGGAUCACCCCCACCAUCCCGGAGCCCCGCCUUUCGAAUAUUUGCACGUCCGUCACAAGGGGUUCCGCUGGGUGCAGGGAGCAUGUCAUUGUUUUCUUAUGCAGUCGUGCAUGUCCAAUUCACCUUGUCCUGAUGGUCUCUUUGAGAAGAAGCAUGCUGAACAUUAGAGCACCAAUUCGGUGGUUUUCUGAAUUUCACUUGGAAUAUUUUCAAGUUGACAGUGAAAACUUGGACCGGUUGCUCAAAGCAACCAUGCCUUUUGAUUUGAAAAAGAAAUCUAGUAAUCUUGUUGAACCUUCUUUUUUGUGAGAAAAUUAUUUCACUCCAGUGUGGUGGGUGAUUUUUAUUCCACCCAUCUUUCUUAAAGAUUUACACCCGUUGUUCUGAUCUGUAGAAAAUUGCCACAGCUGUGCAAUGUUGAGCUGUGCUUGGCUUAUGAUCUACUCAACCUCACUAAAAAAGGAAGCAGUUAAUAACAUUCAGUCAUGUUAAUAAAUGUGUUUCUCCAUUUUG